Messenger RNA from Cyclopterus lumpus (lumpfish), 4313 nucleotides. It is a transcript of the gene taok3a, whose product is annotated as TAO kinase 3a. Lineage: Eukaryota; Metazoa; Chordata; Actinopteri; Perciformes; Cyclopteridae. Gene Ontology annotation, biological process: protein phosphorylation; execution phase of apoptosis. The coding region runs from base 696 to 3398 and encodes 900 amino acids. The transcript is spliced from 21 exons. Gene Ontology annotation, molecular function: ATP binding; protein kinase activity. The record is from RefSeq and is a predicted model, not a curated record.
GGCCACUGCCUCCACCCAUCCGGCGUGAGAAGCCAGGCCACUGCCUCCACCCAUCCGGCGUGAGAAGCCAGGCCACUGCCUCCUCCACCCAUCCAGAUGGAACAUCCAGGCGUAACUUUGUCCUGUUGCUGAGCCUCUGACCACGAUGAGGGAAUUUCUCCUCACGGGAGCGAUUUACAUCGUUACGUUCAUUCACAAACAUGCCUCGCUUCAUGUCAUUGAUAUAUGCACUAAAAGGCUCCGGCCGUUGAUCCGGCACCACACACAGUCUGUAAAACAGGUGGCGGUAGUUCCAUUGCUGGUGUGACCUCUGUGUGCCUGUUUUUAGCUUCCCCAUUGACAGCUCUUCUGAUGUGCUGCAGCGCCCUAAUGCAAUCUCCUGUCAGCCUCGGUUGAAUCCUGACUUGUCUAAUUUAAGAACAACCAGAAGGCGUUUGGCCUGACAGAACCUGGGCCCCCUGCGAUGACUUAGUUCAGUGUUAUUCCAGUCACGAUGGAAGUCUCACACUAAAGAGAGAGAGAGAAGAAGACGGAGGCUAAUCUGACAUCCCCUCUACACAUUUCCUUCUGGUAUUUCCUUCUGGUCUAGCUGGCCAAUGCCGGGCCCCUCGUGGACAUCUGGUGGCGGCAGCAGCAGCAGCAGUAGUGUGUACGUGAGCGUCGUCCCCGGCGCCUAGCUUCAUGUCCAGCCCAUAAUGCCGUCGUCCACGCGGAAAGGAGUGCCGAAGGACCCCGAGCUGGCCGACCUCUUCUUCAAAGAUGACCCCGAAGACGUCUUUUGCGACCUGCACGAGAUCGGACAUGGCAGCUUCGGGGCCGUCUACUUCGCCCGUAACUCCUACUCCAACGAGGUGGUGGCCAUCAAAAAGAUGUCCUAUAAUGGCAAGCAGACUACCGAAAAGUGGCAGGACAUCAUUAAGGAGGUCAAGUUUUUGGGACAGCUGCGCCACCCAAACACAAUUGAGUACAAAGGCUGCUACUUGAAAGACAACACUGCCUGGCUGGUGAUGGAGUACUGCCUGGGCUCCGCGUCAGAUUUACUAGAGGUUCAUAAGAAACCGCUGCAAGAGAUGGAAAUUGCUGCCAUUACCCAUGGUGCCUUGCUAGGACUGGCUUACCUACAUUCCCAUAAUAUGAUUCACAGAGAUGUGAAAGCUGGAAACAUCCUGCUGACGGAGCUGGGUCAGGUCAAACUGGCCGACUUUGGCUCUGCCUCCAUUGCCUCACCUGCCAACUCCUUUGUGGGAACACCUUACUGGAUGGCUCCAGAAGUGAUCCUAGCCAUGGACGAGGGUCAGUACGAGGGGAAAGUGGACAUCUGGUCCCUGGGGAUCACCUGUAUUGAACUGGCGGAGCGCAAACCGCCCUUGUUCAACAUGAACGCCAUGAGUGCCUUAUAUCACAUCGCACAGAACGACUCUCCCACGCUACAGUCCAAUGAGUGGUCUGACCCCUUCCGGAGCUUCGUCGACUACUGCCUACUGAAAAUUCCUCAGGACAGACCCUCCUCGGGGGAGCUGCUACGACAUGAUUUUGUGCGUCGGGAACGCUCGCCGCGCAUUCUCCUCGACCUCAUCCAGAGGACCAAGGACGCGGUGCGCGAGCUGGACAACCUGCAGUACCGCAAGAUGAAGAAGAUCCUCUACCAGGAGAAACACAACGGACCGAUGGGAGAGAGCCAGGAGGAAGAGGAGGACAGCGAGGCAGCCAGCUGUAAGAUGAACAGCCUGGGAAGCAACCACUCCAUCCCCAGCACCUCGGUGAGCACGGGCAGCCAGAGCAGCAGCGUGAACAGCAUGCAGGAGGUGCUGGACGACAGCUGCUCCGACAUGACCGCCACGCACCCCCAGGACUACAGCAGCACGCUGGAGUCCUCCCCGCACACCAAGAAGGACCAUCAGUACAACUGGGACGACGGGAUUCACAGGGACCACCUUCAAGGGCUGAGGCCGUCCUCCUCCGACAAGAGCAGCCAGGCCCAAAACUACAAGAACCAGGGCCGCUUCGCCACCAUAAAGUCAGCCUCGCUGGUGACCAAGCAGAUCCACGAGCAUGAGCAGGAGAGCGAGCUGCGGGAGCAGAUGUCGGGCUACAAGCGCAUGCGGCGGCAGCACCAGAAGCAGCUGAUCGCCCUGGAGAACAAGCUGAAGGCCGAGAUGGACGAGCACCGGCUCAAGCUGCAGAAGGAGGUGGAGACGCAGGCCAACAACGCCUACAUCGAGCUGGAGAAGCUGGCCAAGCGCCACGCCGUGCAUUCUGAGAAGGAGAUGAAGACGGCGUUGACCGACGAGAAGAAGUUCCAGCAGCAGAUCGUGGCCCAACAGAAGAAGGAGCUGACCACCUUUCUGGAUAAUCAAAAGAAGCAGUACAAACUCUGCAAGGAGAAGAUUAAGGAGGAGAUGAACGAGGACCACAGCACGCCCAAGAAGGAGAAGCAGGAGCGCCUGUCCAAGCACAAGGAGAACAUGCAGCAUUCCCAGGCCGAGGAGGAGGCCCAACUCCUGGCCCAGCAGAGGGUCUUCUACGACAGGAACUGCCGCGCCUUCAAGCGCAAAGUCAUGAUAAAGAGGCACGACUUGGAGCAGGAGCAGAUCCGAGAGGAGCUGAACAAGAAGAAGACCCAGAAGGAGAUGGAGCACGCCAUGCUGAUCCGCCACGACGAGUCCAUGCAGGAGCUGGAGUACAGGCAGCUGAAGAUCCUGCAGAAGCUGCGGAUGGACCUGAUCCGCCUGCAGCACCAGACCGAGCUGGAGAACCAGAUCGAGUACAACAACCGGCGCGAGCGCGAGCUCCACCGCAAACACGUGCUGGAGCUCCGGCAGCAGCCCAAGAACCUCAAAGCUCUGGAGCUGCAGAUCAAGAAGCAGUUCCAGGACACGUGCAAGGUGCAGACCAAGCAGUACAAGGCCCUGCGCCACCACCAGAUGGAGGUCACGCCCAAGGCCGAGCACAAGACGGUGCUCAAGGCCCUGAAGGAUGAGCAGACGCGCAAGCUGGCCAUCCUGGCCGAGCAGUACGAGCAGAGCAUCAACGAGAUGAUGGCCUCGCAGGCGCUGCGUCUGGACGAGGCCCAGGAAGCCGAGUGCCAGGCCCUGAGGCAGCAGCUGCAGCAGGAGAUGGAGCUGCUCAAUGCCUACCAGAGCAAGAUCAAGAUGCAGACCGAGGCGCAGCACGAGCGCGAGCAGCAGAAGCUGGAGCAGAAGGUGUCGCUGCGACGGGCUCACCUGGAACAAAAGAUUGAAGAGGAGCUGGUUUCCAUUCAGAAGGAGCGAACCGACCGCAUCAAGCACCUGUUGGAGCGCCAGGAGCGCGAGAUCGACAGCUUCGACAUGGAGAGCAUGCGGCUGGGCUUCUGCAACCUGGGCACCCUGGACCUUCCCAAGGAGGACUACAGAUGAGGGGUCUCUUGUAGUCCCCGACCCCACCCUGCCUCAGUACACCCCUCCUCUUCUUUUACCUGACAGUGCAGGUGUUCACUGCUGCUGGAUCCCUCAGUCAAACACACUUGGACGCAAAAAAAAAAACAACAACAAAAAAUAAUAAUAAACGUCUCCAGAAUCGUGUCCAGUGUGUUUUCUGGGCCGGUCGGACGUAGUCGACGGCGAUGGUUUUAGUAACCUCUCCUCCCCCCCGAAAACCAUCAAAAACUUCCUCCCCCCUCGUUGCCUCUCGUGGUGUCAAAAAAAAAAAAAAAAAAAAAAAAAAAAAUUUGCUGGAUAACUUCCUGUAGUUGUCAUGUGUUUUUUUUUUUUUUUUUUUUGUAAGAAUAACGAUGUCACGGUGUUUCUUGUGUUGUGACUUAAAAAGUGGGAAGACGAGAGGAGGGAGAGAAAACUGUUUUAGAGGAGAUAAAAUUUAUUUGGGUAUGUUUCAUUAUUUUUUUUUAUUAUGGGGGGGGGUGAUGUCUCGAGCGAUAAAUCAAACAGCCAAUCGAUCCCUCUGCAGCCGAUAGUCUUGAGCUGAAUCUUUCCACCGUUUUUGGUAUUUAUUCAUCAGGACAUUUUUAUGAAAAAUUUGAAUAAUUUGAUACUUUUGAGACACGAAUCUCAUGUACAUACAGGUACGCUAAUAAUACAUGUGACGGGUGGAUUUGAUUACUGAGGGGGGGGGGGUGACCGAUUUCUCUGCACUGGCAGCCAAUGUGAAUAAUAGUACAGGUGAAGUCCAACUCCAGGCUAGCACAAAGGGCUUCAUGGGGGGGCGGGACUUGUACUUUGUGUAUAGAAGGAUUUAUGGAGAGCUUUUACUUAUUUUCGUAUUGUAUUUUAACUGUCACUCGAAUCAAAAAAAAAACAAAGAAGAAAAAAAAAAAA